AUGUCUUAUCCAAUUCUUCCGAUGGGCGCGACUAGUGCGACGUACGUUAAGAAACAUUAUCCUGCGCUUUUGAAGAAUGUCGUUCAUGAUUGCACCGAUACCAUCGAUGGUAUUUACCUGUUCAAUGAUCUCGUAUCUGCCAAAGGAAAUAUCGCCAAUGAGACACCUGGCUUCAAGGAAUACGAUGCCCAUGGCGGAGACAUGGCAUGCCACAUCAGAGCUGGAAUGCUGCAGGAGCUCUACGAGUAUCAUCAUGAGCGGACUCAAGUGACUGGACGAAGUUUCCUUGACGGCGAUGUCAUCCGUCAAUAUGUCGAUCAACUCCAUAUCGUGCGGAAGAAUGCCCAGCAUGCUUGCCUUCAGCUCACCAAACGCAACGUGAACCCGGAGAAACUUGGCAUUCCACUUAAGCGCGACACUGCCUCUCACAUAAUGGAAGUCCUUGGAUGGAAUAUCGAAUCGGUUGGAUCCCCUGGUAUUUACUCACCAUGUGCGACUCCCGGCUCGCGCAACCCCAGCACCUCAUCCUCUGCAUCAGGUUCCUCCUCUGGUACCCCCUCCGGUUCCCAGACGCUAGCCGAUGCGGGCGAGUCUGGGUCCCUUUCCUCCUUCUCGGCUAUGUCUAUCUCUUCGUCCAUCUCUUCCACAUCCGGUGUAUCAGAUGUUGAUAGCUUGACCUUUCCCAAGUGGAAUGUGGAGGACUCUCGCAUGGCUGUUUUAUUUCUGGCAGCUACCUCAACCCUAUCCAACUUUAAGGAGUUUGCCCGCAUGGGGUCUCGGAUCACCGUGCGUUUUGUUCCCAAGAAGGCGCUCGAUGCUGGAAACGAGGUCAUUCAGCCAUAUUGGGAUCGUUCCAACACCAACUACGCCGACUUUGGAAUCAAUCGUAUCAAGGACCGAAAUGGGUUUUUGCAGAAGUGGAUCUCGCGGCUAUCCUGCUCGUGGAUUCAAACUUGGGCGACAAAUCUCGGGCUCUCACAGGAUCUGCAACGGUAUGCACUUGUGAACCAACUCGCUUCUAUGAUGAUUUUGAUCAGAAGCUAA
Molecule: messenger RNA, 1044 nt
Organism: Penicillium angulare
Lineage: Eukaryota; Fungi; Ascomycota; Eurotiomycetes; Eurotiales; Aspergillaceae
Exons: 1
Coding region: 1-1044 (347 amino acids)
Source: RefSeq, a predicted model, not a curated record